AUGGCUGCCACAGAAUUCCCUUGCACACUGACAAUCGACAUUCCGCUCCCAACACACCGCCUGGCCUCCUCUGCCCUUCGCGCUCUACAGGUCGAUGCUGAGCUCUCUCCACUGGUCCGCCGGCAAUUUUGCUUGACUCGUCCACCAGCCAGCCCUGAAGAUGGCUUGACGAACGGCCAUAAGCACUCGGACGACCAAGGCCUGAGCGACGAGCAGAACACUGUCCUCCGCACAGAGUACCGUGCCACGACUAACCGAAUGCUCCGCGUCUCUGUGAACGGCUUCAUGGAGAGUCUCGGCGUCGUGUUGCAGGUCAUGGAGGAGUUGGACGUCGAUGUUUUGGAGCCGCUGCUGCCGUCGGAAGUGCCAUCGUGA
Molecule: messenger RNA, 375 nt
Organism: Cyphellophora attinorum
Lineage: Eukaryota; Fungi; Ascomycota; Eurotiomycetes; Chaetothyriales; Cyphellophoraceae
Exons: 1
Coding region: 1-375 (124 amino acids)
Cellular component (GO): EKC/KEOPS complex
Source: RefSeq, a predicted model, not a curated record